Thlaspi arvense is the source of this 673-nucleotide messenger RNA. The record is from the annotation of a GenBank genome assembly. Lineage: Eukaryota; Viridiplantae; Streptophyta; Magnoliopsida; Brassicales; Brassicaceae.
CUUCCUCAUCUCUCUCUCUCUCUCUCCAUGUCAACUGCUACGGCCGCUCUCCUCCUCCUGCUAGCCGCAGUCCCUGCCGUUUUCGCCGUGACUUUCCAGGUCGGCGAUACUGCUGGUUGGAACAAUGGUGUCAAUUACACGACUUGGGUUAAUGGAAAGAUUUUCAGGGUCGGUGACACUCUAGAAUUCAAAUAUGGUCCUUCACACUCAGUGUCCGUCGUGGAUAAACCCGACUAUGAUAACUGUGACGGUAGCAGACCGACGCAGAGCUUCUCAGGCGGCAGAGAAACUAAAAUCCGUCUAAGAAGCGUGGGAACUAUGCACUUCCUUUGCCCUACUCCUGGUCACUGCCUCGGUGGCAUGAAACUCGCUGUUCCCAUACUCGCGGCCGCUUCACCAAUGCAUUCUCCUUCUCCGUCUCCAUCGCCGGGGAACGCAGAAAACGCAAGAAACACAGCGUCUAAAAGAGUCAUGAGCUAUGGAAAUAUUGUGGUGACGAUGGUGUUGAUGUACGGUGUGAUGAGAUAAUCACAGGGUAGAUGUUGGAGAGAGAGAUAUAGAACAUCAAUCAUAUCUUUUAUGUAUAUAUCUCUCCAUAGAGAUUGUUUCUCCUCUAAUAUAUAUAUACCCCCUGAUGUAAUCGGUUUCUAAGGAAAUAUAGAGAGCUUGCUCG